AGAUGUAUAUAUGUAUUAAAUAUUUAUCUAUAAAAUAAAUAAAUAAAUAAAUAGAUCGCUUUCACCGGCCCUCGUUCCAGUAGCAGCCGUCGGUCUAUGGUAGGUGGGUUGUGGUGGCCAACGUGUCGGUCCCACCACUGCCCCUGUCGAUGGCCGAAUCGCGACAAGAAAGAGGCGGCGAAGAAGCAUUCGAAAUCCACGGCUGUCAGCGGCUUCAGCGGGCACUGAGCGAGUGCUACCGACGGAUUCCGUUAGGGCGAGCGCGGGACUCGGCCUGCCGUCACCUGAACAGGGCUCUGGCAGAGUGCCUGGUUUCGACGGCUUGUCCAGAACAGUACGAGGCUGUGAAGAGCCUAUGUUCCAGCUCCGGAACCGCUUUGAAACGAUCUCAGUGUCAAGAGGCUCAGCUCUCCCUCUCUGUCUGCCUUUCUUACCAUCAAAAUCAAAUCUCCCCCUGACAUCCGACAAUUUUCCCUACUGAGUUUCUUAUUACUUUUUUAAUUAGCAACAUUUUAUGCAAUUAUCGAUUUCUUAUUAAAUAUUUUGUUUAGGUCGUUAGUAAUUAUGCUUUCUUUAUGUUAUUCUGAUUUUCACCUUACAUCGUCAAGUGUGGACAAUACCGAAUUCAUUCUUCAUUAUUUCCCUAAAUUUUUAAUUUCUAAUCAUAUUCUACAAAA
Cannabis sativa is the source of this 677-nucleotide messenger RNA. RefSeq lists its product as uncharacterized. Lineage: Eukaryota; Viridiplantae; Streptophyta; Magnoliopsida; Rosales; Cannabaceae. The record is from RefSeq and is a predicted model, not a curated record. The coding region runs from base 150 to 458 and encodes 102 amino acids. The transcript has a single exon.